ACUCUCUCUAUCUCUUCUUCUGUUAGCAUGUGAUCUCGCUGACACACUCCUCCUUUAUUUGUCGGCGCUUUCACACCCCUCCUAAUCCCUUUUCUUUUUUUACUCUUCCAUUUCACUCUCUUACUGCCACUGUUACUGUGUUUCUCUAUUACUUGUAAAUUGCUAAACAACUUCACUUUCAAGUCUCACCUCGUGACACACUGCAUUAUCAUUUAUAAAUAACAACACCCACUCACCAACACCACUUUAUAUUCAUUCAUCCCAAUUCACAACCAUUCCAAUACCCCAUUUUUCUACUACUUCAUUACAACACAAAAAUGGCAUUCACCGAAUCAAAUUUUCUCAGCCUCUUCAUUCUUCUUCUGGUUAUUCUAGCAAGAACCACCGCCGCACAUGAUUACGCAGACGCAUUAUCAAAAUCAAUCCUCUUCUUCGAAGGCCAACGAUCGGGAUUCUUACCGUCCGACCAGAGACAAAAAUGGCGUGCAAACUCCGGUCUCAGUGAUGGAUGGACUUACAACGUUGAUCUCACCGGCGGUUACUACGACGCCGGCGAUAACAUCAAAUUCGGUUUUCCGAUGGCGUUUACAACUACAAUGUUAUCCUGGAGUGUGAUUGAAUUCGGAGAUAACAUGCCUCCGAAUGAACUCAGAAACGCUUUAGUCGCAAUUCGUUGGAGUACUGAUUAUUUGCUUAAGACUGUUUCUCAGCCUAACCGCAUUUUCGUUCAGGUGGGUGAUCCAAAUACAGACCACCUCUGUUGGGAGAGACCGGAGGACAUGGACACGAGCAGGAUUGUGUAUGCUGUUGAUGCACCUAAUCCAGCUUCUGAUGUCGCCGGAGAAACCGCUGCUGCGCUUGCUGCUGCUUCCGUGGCGUUCCGUUCAUCGGAUCCCGGUUAUUCAGAGACAUUACUUCGAAAUGCUGUUAAUGCUUUUCAGUUUGCAGAUAGUUAUAGAGGUGCUUAUAGUGACAAUGCUAAUGUUAAGGAUGCUGUUUGCCCUUUUUAUUGUGAUUUUGAUGGAUAUCAGGACGAAUUGUUAUGGGGAGCUGCAUGGUUAAGAAGAGCUACACAAGAUGAAAAUUUCCUAAACUACAUUCAAAGCAAUGGUAAAACACUUGGUGCUGAAGAUAACAUAAACGAGUUCGGUUGGGAAAAUAAGCAUGCUGGCCUCAAUGUUCUUGUCUCCAAGGAAGUACUAAACGGAAAUGUAGAAUCUCUUGAAUCUUACAAGACUUCAGCAGAGAGUUUCCUAUGCACACUGAUACCCGAAACAUCGAGUUCGCAUAUUGAGUACACUCCUGGUGGACUCAUAUACAGACCAGGUGGAAGCAACUUACAACAUGCAACUUCAAUUGCUUUCCUUGAAUUAGUCUAUGCAAAUUACUUGUCCCGCACGUCGCAGACCAUAAAUUGUGGGAACGUUCAAGUUAGUGCGCAAACACUUCGGGAGCGUGCUAAGAGACAAGUUGAUUACAUUUUAGGUGAUAAUCCGUUGGGUUUGUCUUACAUGGUUGGUUACGGUGAUAAAUAUCCGCAACAUAUUCAUCACCGCGGAUCGUCUUUACCUUCGGUUAAUGAUCAUCCUCAAAAGAUUGAAUGCCACGAAGGGACGAUUUACUUCAACUCAACAAAUCCUAAUCCAAAUGUUCAUGUGGGAGCCAUUGUGGGAGGACCUGGAGAAGAUGAUGUUUAUGGGGAUGACAGGGCUGAUUUUAGAAAGUCUGAGCCAACCACAUAUAUCAAUGCACCAUUUGUUGGGGUUUUAGCAUAUUUUGCUGCUAAUCCUUAAUUGGUGACUUGACUACUAGUAUAUAAUAUGAAUAUAUUAUAUAUAUACGGAUCUGAGUAUCUUAUUUUGUAGAUAGAUAUAUACAGGAGAAGCUAAUGUGUCUCUCAUCUUGAGAAAACCAAGAAGGAAGAGGCUUUCUUGUUGGCUGGAUAAUACUUAAUAGGAAUGUCACAGAAUUUGAAGUGUCACAAAAUAUGUGACUUUUUUUCAUUGGAGGAUGAAAAACAAGAACUUAUUUGUAAUGUGUUUUUUUUCUUCAAUUUGACAAGAAUUGAGUAAGAUUGUCAUGUUGUAGUUGUUUGUUAAUUAUCUCAAGUUAGCAAUGAAGCUUUUUGUUUUGAUUAUGCUUAUAA
Messenger RNA from Lathyrus oleraceus (garden pea), 2146 nucleotides. RefSeq names its product endoglucanase 24. The transcript is spliced from 4 exons. Gene Ontology annotation, molecular function: hydrolase activity, hydrolyzing O-glycosyl compounds. The record is from RefSeq and is a predicted model, not a curated record. The coding region runs from base 318 to 1793 and encodes 491 amino acids. Gene Ontology annotation, biological process: carbohydrate metabolic process. Lineage: Eukaryota; Viridiplantae; Streptophyta; Magnoliopsida; Fabales; Fabaceae.